Molecule: messenger RNA, 801 nt
Organism: Phaeoacremonium minimum UCRPA7
Lineage: Eukaryota; Fungi; Ascomycota; Sordariomycetes; Togniniales; Togniniaceae
Exons: 3
Coding region: 1-801 (266 amino acids)
Source: RefSeq, a predicted model, not a curated record
AUGCCUGUCUACGAUACCGAGAGUCAGUUCAAGUUUCUGAUUGCUUGUAUCAAGCAUUCCAGCGCCGGAAAGGUCGAUUUCACCAAGGUCGCCAAUGAGCUUAGAAUUGUGUCCAAGGGUGCAGCAGCGAAGCGAUAUGAGCGCCUGAUGAAGGCUCACGGCAUUUCCGCCUCUGGCAGUGGUCGUAACACCGCCACUCCAGGACCGUCAGCUCCUUCCACCCCCGCCUCCUCAGUCAAGACCGCAUCGGCCAAGAAGCGCAAGACCAUCCACUCCACCGAGGAUGCUGAUGAUGAGGAGGAGGUCAAAACUGAGAUUAAGGCCGAAGCCAUCAAGUCAGAGACUACGAAUGGCAUCAAGACGGAGUUCGAGGAAUACCUCCAAGCGAACGGUUCGUACCCCACCCCGAGCAACUCCGAGUCUGCGGCUGCUGCGACGCUUGUGACGAUGGCUGAGGGCGCUCGGCCGGGCGAGGCGAACGACGACGACGAGGUCUAUCUAAUAUGCGCCACGGAGAAGACGCACGAUGCUGCCGCUGCCUCUCAGGUCUAUUCAUAUCAGGGAUUCCCGCCGCUCGAGGGCCACUCAAUCAUCGAUCACAGUGACGUGGCUCACCAUGCCCAGUCCGCGCAGCUUGCUAUGAUACCGCCGUACGAGUUCAAUGCUGACUUUCAUCAGCCAAAGGUGUCUAAUGCUUUUAACCCUGGCUUCGAUGGUAAUUGGAUUUAUCCGCAGGAUCCUGUCUUCUACUGGAAUGACAUGAUUGGGCUGGAUGUACCUCAAAACCUCGAUCAUGCUUAA